CGUUUACCCAGUCAAGAAUCAUUAACUAUGGACAGUUUAACUUUAGCACGUGUUCCUCACUCUUCCAUAUUCAAGUUGUUCUUUGUAGACAUUAGAAAGGUUUCAGGCGUCGAUUGGGUUCUUUUUUAUGUGCUAAAAAUUGGAAUAGAUAACUCUUGGAAAGAGAUAGUGGCUAGACCAAAAGUUCUCAAUGAGAAAUAUUUUUUCAAAAAACCAGUUUAUAGUGGUGGCAAUGAUCUUUACUGGAUACUAAAGGAAUCAGUGAUUGUGAUGGAUGUUGACAAGGAAGUUAUUGUCAGAGAAUAUCCACUUCCCCCUCUACGGGUGUGUCGCUAUCUAGAUGUGGAGUAUUUAUGGAUGGGAAAUCACCUUUCUUGCAUUGUGCAUGAAGAUCCCAUUAAAACAUUUCAAAUUUACAUUUUGGAUAUCAAUUCAGGAAAAUGGUCACUUUAUCACGAGAUGGUACUCUUUGAUUAUGUGGUUGCUUGCGGCCAGCUAUCAGUUAAUGAUACUAAAAUGAUAUUGAUAUCCAUUCUUUUCGGGAUGAAUGAACAAAUUAUCUUUCAAUUAUGUUUCCCUACAAAAGAAAAGUCAGCUACAUACUUUAAAAAAUCCAUUUUGGUUACAAUGUCAAGACUAGACGAUUGACAAAGAUAGAGGGCAUUCCUGAAGGUUUUCAUGACGUAUUUCUUCAUACCAACAGUUUAGCUUCAUUUCCUAUUUAGUUUUGUCAUACUUGGGCAAAACCGAAAAACAAACAUUUAUAUUUCUAAUCAGUACAUUGGCUAUUGGACCUGGACAUACAUGUGAAGUUUUGCGAGGUUGUUUUAAUUUAUUUAUCAAAUUUAGUUUAGAGUUGGAAACACCUGAUGCAUGUUUGUUUAGUUAGUUAGUCUGGCUAUUGGUAUUAUCAUGUAUCCUUGCUCAUUAUGAAGACGAGUGAUGAUUUAAACUUGUAAUAAAACCUUGUGUUUUCUAUUGCUUUUUAUUAUUUAUCAAAGUACACAUGUGUUUGAUUUA
Medicago truncatula (barrel medic) is the source of this 1020-nucleotide messenger RNA. RefSeq lists its product as uncharacterized. The transcript has a single exon. Bases 28 to 648 code for a protein of 206 amino acids. The record is from RefSeq and is a predicted model, not a curated record. NCBI's taxonomy places the organism in Eukaryota, Viridiplantae, Streptophyta, Magnoliopsida, Fabales, Fabaceae.